AUGGUCAGCAAUGGCGGGCACCUCCACGAAAGCGUUCAGAUAGCCAAAGAUGAAAGUCGCGGCGUGCAUCUCCAAGUUAAAAAGGACUGGAAGGACGGAGUCCCCAAUGACACGCGCAUCAUAAUGACCCCAUUGACUACUACAAUGUCCUUCUUUAAUGUCAUUGAUCACUCGCACAUUGCAGACCACAGCGGCGCGUCAGUCGCCUUCUCAGCCCAUGGUCUUCAUUUCCCACAGGCGUUUAUCGGUGCUGUCGGACAAAAGGAAUCGACGAUAUUCUUCCUCAUUGGUCAGUAUUUACGCGGAACAGAGGGCUUCUGGUACCCGUACAUCCGGACGUUGCCUCAGCCUGGUUCUUUGACGACUCCUCCGUAUUAUGAGGGAGAUGAUCUGCAAUGGUUGGAUGGUACUAGCUUGUUGUCGGCCAGGGAGCAAAGGUUGAGUCUCCUGAAGGAGAAUUACGAAAAGGGUUCAGGCGCGUUACGCCAGGCUGGAUUCGAGGGCGCCGAGGAAUAUACAUGGGACCUCUACCUCUGGGCAGCGUCAUUGUUCAUUUCGCGUGCCUUCUCGGCGAAGGUGUUUUCUGGGGUCUUUCCUGAAAGGGAGCUGUCGGAGGAACAUUUCGCUGUUCUUCUUCCCCUCGUCGAUAUGGGAAACCAUCGUCCGUUGGCCAAGGUGGAGUGGCGGGCUGGCAAGGAAGAUGUUGCCUUUGUCGUCCUGGAGGAUGUGACGGCGGGCCAGGAGAUCAGCAAUAACUACGGGCCCCGGAACAACGAGCAACUGAUGAUGAACUACGGUUUCUGCAUGUCCGGAAACCCUUGCGACCAUCGCAUUGUCAGUCUACGGGCGCCGCCUGGAAGUCCACUUCAGGUCGCAAAGUCCCAUCAGGUGCAGAUGUACCCUGAGCUGGCCGGUGAAACGGAGGAUCACUACUACGUGUUCAACGUCUUCUAUCCUCUGCUGGCUCCUGAUAUGUCAAUGGAACAUUCCAUCUUUUCGCCUGCCUUGCUCGCCGCUGUGUCUGUCCUGGGCGCAAACAACCGAGAACUUGAGACACUGGAGAUCACGAACCAAGGAAUCAAGAUCCCCAACGCUUACGGAAACUCUCGAGCCCUCCUUGCUGCCUUGAGCCAGAUUAUCAUUGAGCUCAUCACGCAUGCCGCGAAGCUGAGAGCUUCGGGAGAAGACCUUCGGACACCGGCCAACCUCAAGCAGAUCCACGCGAAACUCUACCGGGAUAGUCAGAUCAUGAUGUCCGAGACCGCCCUAGUUGUUGCAGCGUGGACCCUGAACCGUGCGCGCCAACACAACUUCACUGGAAGCUGGGAGGAAACCAAGAGGCUCCUUGGGGCGCAUAUGGGCCAAAUUCCUGCGGGCAAGUUCCCGGACGAGGUGUUUUCUCGGCUACAAGUGCGGGUCUUGGAGCGACAGUCGCUACUUAAGACCAAUGGGGAAUUGUUCACUUUGGGAGAACUACCGGCCCUUCUCCCCGCUGAGAUGCAGCAGCCUUGCAAGGCUUGUUUCCAGGAUGUCCUGUCGGUGUCUGAGAAUGACAUUCCCAUGCUGGCUGGAAGCGCUCAGUCGUCGCCCUUUGCUUUCCCGAUGUUCUUUUGUCUGGUAGUGGCAGUCCACAUGGCCAACCAAUCUGCCGCAGAAGGAGUGCAACUACCCUCCAGGGUUUCGAGAUGGGCAAGCUUCCUUCUCGAAAACUACCCACCGCCGCCGAACGACGUGGCCUGGGCAGUUGAGGACGAGGAUGACGAGCACAUGCUGAGCUUGUUUGACGAGGUCCUGGAGAAGAUGCGCACCCAAAAUGCAGGCGUGUUCGCCAACCUGGCCCGGUUUACGGGAGACUGGCAGAAAGACGACUGGUGGCUGUCGCCCAAUUGGUUGCGAUGGGGAUGGAUGAUUGGGGAACAGGAAUGCGUGCAGAUUCCCGAGGAACCGCUGCGGUUGUUGGCGGCGGGACGAGGGGGGCAGGUGAGGUUGUCGACGGGGACUUAUCUGUAUGUUCCGGGGGAGGAGUACUAG
Aspergillus sclerotioniger CBS 115572 is the source of this 2031-nucleotide messenger RNA. Its product is annotated as SET domain protein. Gene Ontology annotation, molecular function: protein-lysine N-methyltransferase activity. The transcript has 3 exons. The coding region runs from base 1 to 2031 and encodes 676 amino acids. Gene Ontology annotation, biological process: peptidyl-lysine monomethylation. NCBI's taxonomy places the organism in Eukaryota, Fungi, Ascomycota, Eurotiomycetes, Eurotiales, Aspergillaceae. The record is from RefSeq and is a predicted model, not a curated record.